GACAGAUCUCUCUAGCAGAUGAUAGUCUAUCGAUCUAUUAAAAAACUUUUCGAAAAUCUUAUCUGGAUCUGGAUCACUAAGAGAGACUGUCCCUCUAUCCAUCGAUUUUCUAAAAUCACUCUGAAUAUUCAGAGUGAUUUUAGAAAAUCGAUGGAUAGAGGGACAGUCUCUCUUAGUGAUCCAGAUCCAGAUAAGAUUUUCGAAAAGUUUUUUAAUAGAUCGAUAGACUAUCAUCUGCUAGAGAGAUCUGUCGAAUCAGAUUUCAAAAAUGUUAAGAAUUAAAAAAGUUAUUAAAAAGCGAAAUUUGCUUCGCGUUUUAUUCAAAAUUCUCCCUUAUCAACUCUAAAAUUUUAGUUUUCUGCUAGGACAACUUAAAAUUUCAAUUUUUCCUAUAGUACAAUUUUAAGCCUUCCUAUAACAGAUAUUUUAACUUUAUAUUUCACUUUUUUCUCUAGGAAAAAUGGAGAUAUUUCUUACGUUCGGCAGAAUCGAAAAAUUGAAAUUCUUCUUCCGCUGUAGCCACAUGAUCAAAAAUUUUCUUGAAUAGUGGAAUGUAAAAGGGUUUUAAGCUAUUAAUCUAAUGUUUCCUUUUUCAUUGUUUGUUUUAGUCUAUUCUACAAUUAAAAAUUUUAGAAGAAAACGUAAACGUAUUGGUCGACUAAUAUUAAAUAUUGAAUCAAGCAUUUUUGACACAUUAUCAGUCAUCUCUGCAACACCAGGAGUAUCACAAGAAGAUAGAGACGAAAUCUUGUGUCUAUUAGUUGAUGAAUGUGUAUUAAUGUAUACAGAUCAAAUGUUUCAUGGCUGUUGCAACGACGAGACGGAUGGGUAUAUUAAAAUAAUACCAGAUAAUAUUAGUCUGCAAUUUCAAGUCAAAUUGAUUAAGUUUGGUAUCACAGAUAUUGAAACAUAUUUAAAUACAACAAAAAAGUUCAUCAACAGAAUUAAAGAGAAAGUUAAUGGGCGAACCAUCAAAUUAUUAAAUGAAAUAAAAUAUUAUCAGAAUAACAACCCAUAUUUAACCGAUAUUAGUGUGAAUAAUUCAAAUGUUCAUCCGGCGCCAUCUGAUUAUAUUACAAGACACACAGAUUUUGACCUAAAACAGGGACCAUUGCAAACCAUUACAAAUAAUAUGGAGAUUGAAUCAUCAGCACCAGCAAAAAUUGCUCGUUUAGAACUACCCAAAACACAUACAGUACCAAAUAAUGAAAACACAGAACUGCCGUUCGAUGUAACAAUAGCAGAAAAAGCUGAAGAAAGUAUUAUUGUGAAUACCAAAUCACCAUCGAAACAAAAACGAGUUCGUUUAGCAAAUGUAGAACCUUCUGGGGAUGAUGAGGAAUGUACCGGCGAAGAAGUUGUUGGGAAAAACAUAGAUCUGUUCAACAAAACAAGAAAAAAAAUCAAGUUAUUUUUGCCAACAUCGUCUGAACUUUCUACAACAAGACAUUUACCAAUAAUUUCAUUAUUACCAUCGAAUGACAAUAACAACAGUAGUGUUCGACUAUCGAACGAAUUAUGCUUGUUGUGUGCAUUUGAACAAAUCACCCGACUAAUUCAUCAUAAAGAAAUUCAAAACAAAAUCAACAUGGUUACUUCAACGACCACAACAACAUCGUCAUCACAUUCUUCAUUACCGGUUACACCUACGACAAUCAUUAACAACAUUCAAGAAAUAUCACCAUCACUCCGUCCAUCUCAUCAAGAAGAUUCAGCUGAAUUCCUCAGUGGCUUGAUAGAUAAAAUGAUUAUUCACUAUCUACAUUCGCUGCAUCCACCUCAAUGCCUACUACCAUCUUCUGGAACUGAAUAUCAACAUCUUUGUCACAACCAAACUCCAAUUCAUUCAAUAUUAAGCCUUCUAUUACGAUCUCGAGUUACAUGUUUGAAAUGCAAUAAAAUAAUCGACAACUAUGAAUCAAAUUUUCUCUGGCCAAUUAACAUUCAAAACGUCAUUAAUCAAAGAAUAAUAAAUCAUUAUCAUAUCCAGCAAUCAUUAAAGAAUUUCGUAACGCUUGAAAUAAUGGAAAAUGAUAAUUCAUAUCAAUGUGAAAAUUGUAAUUUAACGAUAGCUAGAAAACGUUAUACAAUACACCAACAAUCCAAUAUUUUAUUAUUACAACUGAAAAGGUUUCAAUAUGGUUGUGCAUCUCAGAAAUUAGUUCAUCUAGUUCAAUAUCCACAAUUUUUAAAUAUUUAUGAUUAUCUUAGUGAAGAAACUCAACAAACGACGUCCAUCAACCAAUGUUAUUAUCGUUUAUUUUGUGUCUUGAUACAUGCUGGAAGUACAGCUGAGAAUGGGCACUAUUAUUCAUUUGUUCACGCUCCAAACAUACUAUGGUACCGAGCAGACGACUCUACAGUGAUCAACGUUGAUUUAUCACAAGUAUUGAACCAUCCUGAUGCAUAUAUCCUGUGCUACGUUAAACAUGGAACAUCGCCACCAACCACAGCCAUAUCCAACACAUCACAAGAAUAUUCACAAAUUAAUCCAGAAAAAAAUCAUCUUGUCUGCAUCAAUCCAUAUGAUCCUAUUAAUUAUGAUAUACACCUGGUUAAGAACUACAGCGGUUAUUUCGAUAAACCACAACAGCAGAAGAAUACUGAGAACGAUAAAGAAGAAAAUAGAAAUAAAAAUGAUAUUGGUAAAACUAGUGAAGAUCAAGGCAUUGCAGGUGAGUCAAAAUUAACCAUAACAAUAACAAAGAAUAAUGAGAAAGCUACCCAUAGAACUAGUGAAGGUCAAGGCAUUGGAGGUGGGUCAAAAUCAACCAUAACCAUAACAAAGAAUAAUGAGAAAGAUAAAGAUUUGGAAGAAACAACUCGUCUUUGUUCCGUAGCAAACGAAACAGAAAUUGCACCUAAUUUCGAUAAAGAAUUAUCCACAACAUAUCAAUUUCGGCUUGAACCAUACGAUUUAAUUAAACUAAACCAAAAAAAAGCUGAAUUUCAACAACGGUGUCGAAAUAUAAAAUUAACACAAAUGGGUAUACCAUUGAUCGAUAAUAAACACCAAUUCUUCACAUCUAACAAUAAUAACCUUCAUCAUCAUCGCCACCCAUCUCGACUUCUACUUAACAAGAACUCUAAACAAAAUCAACGUGAUCUUAUCAAGCGGAAGGUUGACGUCUCAUGGUUUUACAUUUUAUAUAACUAUUUGAAGAAAUAUAAUCCACAUUGUGCAUUAUGUAUACAAAAAGUGAAAUAUUCGACCAAAGAGCAAUCUUUAUCAAAACCAACUGAUUAUUUGUUACAUGGCUAUUUAUAUUGCAAGGGAAGACCAAAAUGUGCUUUUAGAUGUGUUAUUUUUGUUUUGAAUAGUGGUCAGUGUUAUGUUACUACAAAAAGAAAUGAAAAUUUCAUUUCUCAUUUGAUUGAUCGACCGGUGGCUAGGCCAAUUCGCCAUCCUUUAAGAAGUGAUAUACAGGAAUCUUUAGCAUCAUCCAGCAGCACAAUAACAUUUCUUCAGAAGCGCAUCCAACGAAGAAAAACAGUCUUACAACUACGACUCUACCGGAAUUACCAGCAAUGUGUAUAAAACAAUCAAGAAUGAAAACACUUCAAAUCAAUUAUUGAAUAAUAGUGUUGAAGUUUCAUUAGAA
Messenger RNA from Didymodactylos carnosus, 3602 nucleotides. The record is from the annotation of a GenBank genome assembly. Lineage: Eukaryota; Metazoa; Rotifera; Eurotatoria; Philodinida; Philodinidae.